CUCCAUUCAAAGACAACUUUUUCUCGCCCUUUUAUGAACUCAUUUGGGUACAACACGCAUGAAAAAUAUCCAGGGUAUGCAAAUCAAGGAUAGCAUAAUCCACAUCCUUCCAGCCCUGUUAGUAUUACUCAUAAAAUGGCAACAGACAAAGAUGGGAUAAGGAGAAGAUACAGCUUAGUACAACCACCAAACAUGAGCAUUGAAACUCCGUUGAGGAUGCUGGUCUUUGGCAGCUCAAGUCUUCAACAGAUCUCAUUGACACACUCUGUUUUGGGGCCGGACAUCUUUGCCAGAGAUGAUGUCAAUAUUACAGUUACCAAGAAAAGUUCACGGGUCAUCCAGAACAGAAACAUAACACUGGUCAACACACCGAAUCUUGGGGACAAUGAUUUGCCAGAGAAGAUAAUUAACACAGAGUUCAAGAAGGCUGUUUGCUUCUCCUGCCCAGGGCCUCAUGCUGCACUCUUGGUUCUUGAUCCAUUUCAUUUGACCUCCAUUGACUUAUUGAAGCCAGUGAUACACUACUUUGGAGAAAGCAUCUUAAAGCACACAUUGAUUGUUUUAUACCAUGAAAGAGGUCUGCAAACUUUAUCAAUAGAAGACGAGGUAAAGAAGAAUAAAAACUUUCGAGAGCUUGCUGAGAAAUGUGGGCAGAACUACCUCUUCUUCAAUGAGGAAAUAAACAGGACUGACUGUAGUCAGACAAACGCAUUGUUGGCCAAAGUAGAUGAGAUGGUUUUGGAGCAUGGCAUUUAUUCAAACCUGGAAUUUAAAGAUGCCGAAAAAAGAAUUCAGAUAGAGGAGCGAUUCAUCAGAAAGUCAAAGGAGAAGGAGAUCAUGGAGAAGUUGAAAGCACUGAAGAAUGAGCAUUCAGGGGAGGCACUUGACAGGGAGAUUAUGAAGUAUGAAGAAAGACUACAGUUGGAGGGCCGAGAGAUCGCAGAGCAGCUUGUUGCAGGGAGACUUGGAUUUACGCUCAGACUUGUUGAUUAUGCUGUAGCAAUUGGAAAAGGCGCAUUUGUAGGUGCACUUUUAGGAUUCACAAAUGGAUAUGAAGGUAUGGCAGUAGGUGCUGCUGUUGGUGCAGGGCUUGGUGGUAUACUUGGAGGUGCAGCAAAUGCAGCAUGGAGCUAUGUUACCAGUUCCUUUGCAGAUGUUCGCAGAGGGAAUACUUAGUGCAUAGUCUCAGGCUCAGACAGCACGCCCACUUGUAAAAUAAUUUAACAAUGAAACAAGCAAUUUAGUAGUCCAAACAGUGUCCAAAACAAAUUGAAAUCACAAUCCAGAAACAACAAUAGAAUCAAGGUGGCAAGAUGAAUUAAACCAACACUCCAACACUCUGAGCAGAAUUGGAAUUUACUCUGUAAAGUGGUUGUUCCCAUUUUUUUCUUCUUACUCUUUGCAAAUGAAAUAUUUUUGAUCACAAAAAAAAAUCACAAUUUUACAUAUAUUUUUAUAUUUACAUAUAUAUAUAUUAUUUUUUUUUUGUGCAAAGUUGUACAUUUUAUAUUUUGUCAAAGUAUCAAAAAAUAAAAAAUAU
Molecule: messenger RNA, 1540 nt
Organism: Xyrauchen texanus (razorback sucker)
Lineage: Eukaryota; Metazoa; Chordata; Actinopteri; Cypriniformes; Catostomidae
Product: GTPase IMAP family member 7
Exons: 3
Coding region: 136-1176 (346 amino acids)
Molecular function (GO): GTP binding
Source: RefSeq, a predicted model, not a curated record